CAUUUUAGCUAUUCGGUUAACCGCUAUGCUCGACACGAGUACAUUAUGGAUAACAAGUUGGCAAUCAUCGGAUCUCUAAAUUCGGGCUUUGUAGAUCUACGGUGUGGGUUUUGUGCGUGAUUUUGUUAUAUUUAAUGAAGGCUUAACUGUUUGGGUUUGAAAGAUGCCUCGAAUACCAACUGUUCAUAGUAAAACAUAUGUAACCCCACGUCGUCCUUUUGAAAAGGAGCGUCUUGACCAAGAAUUGAAGUUUAUUGGAGAUUUUGGACUCCGAAACAAGCGUGAAGUUUGGAGAGUGAAGUAUACAUUAGCCAAAAUACGGAAAGCUGCUCGGGAAUUGCUUACUCUUGAUGAAAAAGAUACUAGAAGACUUUUUGAAGGUAAUGCUUUGCUUCGUCGUCUGGUAAGAAUUGGUGUAUUAGAUGAAAACAGAAUGAAGCUUGAUUAUGUAUUGGGUUUACGUGUGGAACAUUUUUUGGAACGAAGACUUCAGACUCAAGUAUUUAAACAAGGUCUUGCUAAAAGUAUACAUCAUGCCAGAGUUUUAAUACGUCAGAGGCAUAUACGAGUACGAAAACAAGUUGUGAAUGUUCCGUCAUUUGUUGUUCGUUUGGAUUCUGAGAAACAUAUAGAUUUCUCUCUAAAAUCACCGUUUGGUGGUGGGCGAGCAGGCCGUGUCAAGAGAAAGAACAUGAGGAAAGCUCAGGGUGGAACUGCUCAAGAUGAAGAUGAUGAAGAUUAGACAUGUAAUUUUUUCCAUUUGUUCAAAAAGCAAAUAAAGAAAUCUUCUAUAAUGUGU
Molecule: messenger RNA, 799 nt
Organism: Stegodyphus dumicola
Lineage: Eukaryota; Metazoa; Arthropoda; Arachnida; Araneae; Eresidae
Gene: RpS9
Product: ribosomal protein S9
Biological process (GO): ribosomal small subunit biogenesis; translation
Cellular component (GO): cytosolic small ribosomal subunit
Molecular function (GO): rRNA binding; structural constituent of ribosome
Source: RefSeq, a predicted model, not a curated record